AUGGUACCGACAGUGAAGGACAUGUUCUCUUCCAUUUUGCGACCUAGGUCUGCUGCAGUUCGUCGCGCCGAUUCGCAUCUCUUCGACCCCAAUCCCCCAUCCCCAUCCCCUGGCCCAGCGAGCCGCCAGUACCUCGAAGAACGACAUGCCACCGCCGACUUCAGCGAAGGCGAAGAUGACGACGAUGAAGACAAUGGAGACGACUUCGAUCUCAAUCACGAUCCCAACCACCCUUCUAUACGAUUCGUCGACCAAGGCGACUUUAGGCGAAAUUCCAAUCCUGCGAUACCCCUAUUUUCGGCUAGUCACCUAGAUGCCCUACCAGUCUACCAUGUUGUCCAUGCGAUUCGAAUAAUUGUUCAGACAAGAACCGAAACAUCGCUAUCCUGGGAACAACUGCGCUCUCCGCAGGUCUCACAAUUUUUGGUCAAGCCAAUGCAACAGCAAAUUCGGACACAACAUUUUAGUCGGGCAACCCUCUAUGCGCUAAUGGCAAAUUGCCUCCAAUUUGGCAAGGAGGGUCAGCUAUAUCCUGGUAAUGCCGGCGUUAGCACCACAAGGGCCAAAGUCUGCGAACUUCUUGCUCUGAAACUGUUGAAAGAGUAUAGUACAAGAGAACUCAUUGAUGCGCUUUCUUACGAUUUCGAUCCCCUGCAAGGCUGCCCUCGCACGCCUCCGAUGCAGAAUGGAAGGGUCCCUGAGGGUAGAGGAAGAACGCAGUUUGCUAGAUCAUCGACCCUUGAAGUCGCUAUCCGCGCUUCUGCCAAGCAUUUUGUUUCACACCCACUCGUCGUUCAACAGCUCGAGGCUAUCUGGAACGGCGCUAUCACCUUCUACUCUUCGCACGAUAACCUCCACCGGACCCCUGCAUCAUCGAAUCAGAACAGGGGUGAUCCUGAUGCUCGAACUCCGUUACUAGGGCAUCAAUCCUUCAAAGAACAAACUGCUCAGCUCCCAAUGCAUGCAAUUCCUCUCCGACGAACCGUAGCCCUAUACGACCCGCGCAACGCUUCACCCCUAAAGUUAUCUCGCCUGCGCGUCCCUCGAUACCGCUACUUCUUGUCAACAUGUUCACUGUUUGUCAUGAUCUGUUUGUUUCUCUCGGUCCUGGUACACCGCUCGAGUGCAAUCACUUCUCUAGAGUUAGUAUUCUGGUUCUGGUCUGCCGGGUUCAUGCUAGACGAGGUUGUCGGGUUUAACGAACAGGGGUUCUCUCUCUAUAUCAUGAGCUACUGGAAUAUUGUAGACCUUGGGAUCCUAUUGUUCUUGAUCAUCUACUACGGAAUGCGCCUCUGCGGCGUGUUCCUGGUUGGCUCUAUACGAUGGAAUGAAAUGGCAUAUGAAGUGCUCGCAGUGAACGCCAUCCUUCUUUUUCCUCGCAUAUUCAGUGUUCUAGACCACUACCCUUAUUUCUCCCAGCUGUUGAUUGCUUUUCGAUUCAUGGCAGAAGAUCUACUGGCCCUAUUUGUCGUGAUCUUGAUUAGCUGCUCCGGGUUCUUCGUUUUCUUCACGCUUUCAAAAAAUGAUGACGAUGCCGUCGAUGUAGCUUACAAGAUCUUUCAGAUACUAAUGGGGUUUACGCCUGCUGCGUGGGAUGUAUGGCCCAAGUAUACCUUUGUUGAACGGCUACUUUUGGUCAUGUUUCUGGUCAUUGCUCACUUCCUUAUCGCGACGAUCUUGAUCACAGUUCUUACGAACUCCUUCACUGCCAUCGCGUCCAAUGCCAAAGAAGAGCACCAAUUCCUGUUCGCGAUUAAUACGAUCUCGAUGGUCAAGAACGAUGCAUUGUUUUCAUACAUUGCUCCUGCCAAUAUACUUGCCUGGGUCCUCAUUCCUUUACGCUAUGUCAUGCCAAUCCGGCAAUUCGUCCUACUCAACAGAAUGGUCAUCAAGUUGACACAUUGGCCGAUUCUGUUCCUUAUAUUCGUAUAUGAGAAGUAUUAUCUUGCAUCAUCGAUAUACGAACCUACAGACUUAGUCGAGGGCUCAGGGCGCAAAAGAGGCCGUGCUUUCUCUAUCGCGGACCCAACUAGCAGGGGUGGUUUCUUCAGCCCAAAUAUCAGGACUCGUGAGGAGUCAAUUGCGGGCUUCCAAAAGGAUCGGGCUUUAGAUGAAGUCUUCCGACGACAACCGGACGCCAACACAAUACGCACUCAGAGAAGACAGGAGAGAAGAAAGACUCAAACAGCAAUUCGCAACUGGAUGGACCAGAAUGACGAAAUUGGUGAGACUUUAUCACGCUGGCCCACUAUCGAAAGUCGUCAUAGUCACUCACUUCGACGUAUGAGCACGAGUCGAGAGCUACCACGGCGGAUUCGCAUCCUUUCUGAUGUGCGUUCUGCUGCGAGCGACCCCGCUGAGCUUAUGUCGAACAAAGACUUCCCUAUGUCAAGAGUUGGAAGACUUGAUGCUCAAGCGGAGCAAGAGCGUAAAGACACUGAUGCCGAUGGCGAUGAUGAACUCAUUACUAACGACGAAGACGAGGAUGAGGUGGCCGGCGAAAGCCGCCAAGAAAGCAUGUCACAUGCUGAUCAAGAGGAGGAUUACUUCACUACUCCCAUGGCCUCGCGUCGCGCAUCCAUAUUUCUUUCCUCUGCUGAACCCCCCCACACCAAAUCACCGGGCGUGAGCGGAACUAUUCGACGUCAAGGUCUGCACAACCGCACACUAUCUACCAAUACCAUACUAUAUAACCCUCAGGACGCAAGUCGUCAUGGGCCUAGUCCAUCAUCAAUAUCAGAGGAGCCAGCCGGACCACGGUCCCGUCCAAAAGCGAGUCGGCUGAAUACGGCAAAUGAGCAAUCUGCAACUCCAGGUACACGCUCACCUCGACGAGCAACACAGUAUGUGUCAGAAAAUACAGCACGACCCCGGCCCAUUCCCAAAUCCACGCUCAGCCGGGGUACAUUAUUCAACAUGGAUCCGAGACGGCACCAGCGGAAGCUAUCGCCCUCCAUCGUCUCGGAUAACACGGGACUCCUUGCAGACAGUAAGAACGAGCUCGGGGCAGUGCCCGCAUCAUUCGCGACACAGAUGGCGAUGGCCACCGGCCAGAUACGGGGCUUACAGAGGACCAGCUCCGUAGAAAGGGAACGUGAGAACGCGAAUCGUAUGAGCAAACUAGUGCUCGCACGUAUGAAGACGCUGGAAGAAAGCUUUGCCGAUGUAGCUCGAGAAGUGCAGCUCAUGCGCUCCGUCGUCCCAACGGCCCAGAACUCUGAGGAUGAGAACAGUGAGCAGGGCUUAGUUUCCGACUCGCGUGAGACAAACGUGAACCUAUCAUCGCACAGCAGGCACUCGAGAAAAUCUCGUGGGCACAGGGACUAUCGUCCCAAGAGCGCCAAAGAAGAAAGAGUGGGGAUGAGAGGCGACACCAUGCACCAGGAACGGAGAACGAAAGGCAAAGGCAAGGAGAUUAUGAGGCAGGACGAUACAGAGAGUGAAGAUCGACCAGCAAGGAGGAUCCCGAGACGGGGAAGCUCGUUAUGA
Xylaria bambusicola is the source of this 3489-nucleotide messenger RNA. RefSeq lists its product as uncharacterized. Bases 1 to 3489 code for a protein of 1162 amino acids. Gene Ontology annotation, biological process: monoatomic ion transport; transmembrane transport. NCBI's taxonomy places the organism in Eukaryota, Fungi, Ascomycota, Sordariomycetes, Xylariales, Xylariaceae. The transcript is spliced from 5 exons. Gene Ontology annotation, molecular function: monoatomic ion channel activity. The record is from RefSeq and is a predicted model, not a curated record. Gene Ontology annotation, cellular component: membrane.